AUGGCGCUCGCCACCGCCCACCUCCGUGUGGCCCGUCCAACCAACGACAUCGCCGCGCUGUUGCCGUUCUACUGCGAUGGCCUGGGUUUCACAGUUCUCCUCAAGUUUGACGAGCAUGAGGGCUUCGAUGGCAUCAUGAUUGGACACAAAGACGCUGGGUAUCAUCUGGAGUUCACCACGAAGCGAGGGCACGACGCCGGUCGGGCGCCAACUGAGGACAAUCUGCUGGUCUUUUAUCUACCUGAGCAAGGCGAAUUCAACACGGCCGUCGCGCGCAUGAAAGGCAGCGGUUUCGAGCCGGUUCCGGCAUUCAAUCCCUACUGGGACAGAUGCGGCAAAACUUUUGAGGACCCAGACGGGUAUCGCAUCGUGUUGGCCAACCGGCCGUCCCCAGCGUGA
This is a messenger RNA of Purpureocillium lilacinum, 399 nucleotides long. RefSeq lists its product as uncharacterized. Lineage: Eukaryota; Fungi; Ascomycota; Sordariomycetes; Hypocreales; Ophiocordycipitaceae. The record is from RefSeq and is a predicted model, not a curated record.